Molecule: messenger RNA, 4979 nt
Organism: Lepisosteus oculatus (spotted gar)
Lineage: Eukaryota; Metazoa; Chordata; Actinopteri; Semionotiformes; Lepisosteidae
Gene: bahd1
Product: bromo adjacent homology domain containing 1
Biological process (GO): negative regulation of DNA-templated transcription; heterochromatin formation
Cellular component (GO): chromatin silencing complex
Molecular function (GO): chromatin binding; transcription cis-regulatory region binding
Source: RefSeq, a predicted model, not a curated record
UGAAGUUUUAUUAAAAUCAGAGCUUCUCCGAUUGGAGCCCUAAUCAGGAAGAAGGAAUCGAGCUUCGUUUUGCACUUUUGGCUGCACGGAACUUUCAGAUUAAAAUCCAUAUAAAAUCUGUCAUUUUGACUCUCUUUCGAGGUUUUCCGAUGGGAGGGACGCGGUAACUUUUAGCAAAGGAAGCACGAUGAUAUCGGUGGAUUGGAUACUGUAACGACGAGCAUCGCAUUUUACUCAGCAAGGAAAAUUCCGACGAUCAAGGGGGAAUGCAAAACGUUUUUUUUUCCGAAGGUACUAGCAGCUGACUGUGAAAGCGACAACUUAAUUGUGCUACAUCUUCAUACCAGACCUUAACCGUUAGCUGCAUGUGAUGCUGGUAUCUAGAAGCAACCAAAGUUAAUGUAUUUUAAUUUAAAAGAUGAGCCUUAAAAUGCCAGGCUGCAACAGCAGGUUUCGCGAAUGCAGCGCAUGAAUAUUAUCUUGAAGCAUGCUACUUCGGAAGUAGGUCACCGUUUUAUACGUCUUGUCAAUUGUGAGAUUUUUUUGCUUCACGUUACGAAGCAAAGAAAUACCAUAGCUAAUCUGUUGGAAGAGGGGAGCAGAGCCAUCUUUUCACAUCCCCGCCGAAACUUCGUGAUGUUUUAACAGGCGCUGUGGGAAAGUAUGUAAUGACUCACGCGCGGCAGAAGGAUUCUCUGAGUAGGUAUCCGAGUGAAGGCCGGGACCAGGUAGGGGGUGGGCCGCAUGGUGAGGCAAUGGGAGGAGCCUGGCCUGAGUGCCCACUGCGAGAAGGCAGGACCAAGCAGGGCGUGGCCAAAAAGGGCGGGGCAAAGGAAAGCAAGGACCUAAGUGGAGAACAGGACAGGAAGUCCUACCCACUGAGGAAGAGAUCAGGUGUGGCUGAGGUUGGCACCCGCAACUGUCGUGUUGUGCUGACGCGUCUCGAGGAGAGUACUGUGCAAGAUGACGUGAAUUUGGAAAAUCUGUCCAGUGAUAUACAUGAGCAGAGCUGCAUAGAAGGACAGGAGAUGAGUACGUUCAACAGCUGUGGUAAGAAAACCAGCCAAGUCUGUAACCAGACACUGGAACCAAAAACCGAACCAAAACCUGACUUGAGUUCACCUCUUCAUGAGCCACGCAAACGAAGACUGGCAUCUCUAAAUGCAGAGGCGGUCAACAGCUUACUGCUAGAGAGAGAGGAUUUCCAACAGGGGACAAAAAACUCCAAGAAGCCCACGCAGAGGUUACAUGGCGAAUGUGUCUCUUCUAAGGAGCUAUCCAAGGAUCCGAUGAAUGCAGGAGAAUGGUCAGAUGCCCCAAAGGGCUCACAUGCUCCGAAAUCAGACUCGUGCGGAAGUCCCAAUAGCCGCAAGAAGGCCCGAAUAGACACUGAAAGCGUAAAGAGUGGCUGUCCGGAUGGCCCUGCCCCUCGGCGCCUAGCAGGACUUAAUGCUGCCGCUCUGCUCAAGCUCACUAGUGCCUCUGCAGGGAACAAACGCAGAGUAAAGACUGACUGCAAGGGAGUGUGUGGAGUGGUGGGGGGAAAGCAGCACCCCAAAUCAAGGAAACGGCGACACAAGCAACCGACGCAACUCCAGCUGAUACAGCAAGGGAGUUGUGCAUUGUGCAAAAAGGAAGGUUUUACCCCAAAAAUUGAAUGGGAGGGAACGACAGGAGAAGGGGACGGGUUCUUCAAAUUGGGAAAUCAGUGUCGGAGUAUGCUGGGGUAUCCUAUGAAGGAUGUCAAAGAGGAACAGACUGAGACGGAGGUGGACCCAUUUUACUGUUGUCCCCAAGAGAAGUCCAUGGAAUACUGUCACAGACUGGCUCUGUUUCUCGGACGCCAGCCCUACGCAGAGCCGGAAGAGCAUUCUCCUGACUCCCUCAAACAAGAGUUCCUCAUACCCACGCACUCCCUGGCACAUCCUGCCCUGACUGUAGGCACACACCCCUACCUGUGCCCAGAUCCUUGCUUCUCAGGCUAUUAUCUCCACAUCGGCCAUCCUGGAGCUUCCUCGCCUCCCCUGACGACUGGCCCCGUGCCCUACCCGCCCUCCACUGUGCCCUCCGUGACGCUGUGCCCCAGCUCCAAGCUGCUCACUUCUGCAGUCUCGCACCCCUCGGGGAUCCCACACCCUGCCUUCUGCGGUUCGGUGGGGUCGCCCUGUUUUGGGGAGGCCUGCAGGGUCAAUGGCUUUACCACAGCCGCCGCUUACAGAGCUGUGCAGCCUGUCGCGGGCAGGAGAUGUACUUUCAACACGGGAUGCACUGGCUGCUCCAACAAAAUCAAAACAGAGAGCUACAUCACUUCCCUGGAUGGGCACAGCCCAGCCAUUCCAGUCUCUCCCACCCUGCCCCUCUCAGGAUGCCCGGUGCCCACGGUGCCUCCUGCGGCCCAGUCAGUGCCACACGUGCAGACACCCCUCUCGGACCCCAGCCAGCCCCAGGCCCAGCUGAAGGUGGCGCGGGAGUGCCCCCAGAGUGCCAAACCCCCCAGCGGUUCCCGCUCUGGGGUCCGCAGUACCGCCGGCUGCCCCCAUCUCUCUGACAGCCAGCUCACCCCUGGCCAUGCCAGCAGCACGGGCAAGCAGCAGAGGAUAACUCGCCGCCGGGCCACGAAUGGCUGGCUGCCCAUCGGCCUGCCCAUCGAGAAGGAAGUCUUCAUAGUGGGGGAGGAUGAGCCUGCCCUCCGGCGGUGUUACGAAGGAGUGCAGCGGGACGGGGAGAUCAUCCGGGUCAGAGACACUGUCCUGCUCCGUUCUGGACCACGCAAGAAGUCCCUCCCCUAUGUGGCCAAAAUCUCUGCCCUGUGGGAAGACCCCAAGACUGGAGAACUCAUGAUGAGUUUGUUUUGGUAUUAUCGACCAGAACACACUCAAGGGGGCAGAAUUCCCAGCAUGCACUGUGAGAAUGAGAUAUUUGCAUCUCGGCAUCAGGAUGAGAACAGUGUGGCCUGCAUAGAAGAUAAGUGCUACGUCCUGACAUUAGCACAAUACUGUAGAUUUUGUGCCUUGGUAAAGCGGCGUGGAGAGGGUCUCCCCGAAAGCGCCCCCAUGGUGCCGCCUUCCCCCGAGUACUUCAUCCCGGCACACCGCCGCGUCCCCGCGCACAUUGACCCUGACCUCGUGUUCCUGUGUCGCCACGUCUACGACUUCCGCUACGGGCGCAUCCUGAAGAACCUGCAGUAGCGCCGGCCCGGGGACUGGAGUGCGCCGAGGGGAGCGCCGGCCUGCCAGGACAGCCGCCCGCUCGCGCCAUGCCGCAGGCGGACCUGGGCACACACAGGGCCGGAGAGAGAGGGACUUAGCAGACAAACCAAUCGAUAACUGAACUGAAACUUAAACAAGCCAGCGUUCAAGUGCCAAACCGAGCCUGUGGGAGCCAGCCCUGCCCUGGGGAGUUCCUCAUUUGACAGGUUGGGGAAGAUGAAGGCCCAGCCUGUGGCACUCCCCCCAAACAGUCAUAUGGUGUUUUGCCAUUUCUAACUGGCAGAAAUCCAGUACUGAUUGGAUAUAAGAGGACCUGGCCUGAUUUCCCCUAAUGACCUAAGAGCCAUUGGAGAAGGGCAUGCAAGACCAUUCUGUGCGACAUGUCAGUGAAAGAAACUGAGAAAAACAAAUCCACACGUGCUUUCCAGAAAUCGGAUGAAGUGAUCUAGUUUUUAUUGCAAUCGUCUUGAGCUGUUAUGUCCCAGUACUGGAUUCUGUGUCUGCAGUGAGCAGCGAUAUGAGUUUGUCAUUUCUGUAUCUGAGGUGAAGAUGCCCUAAGCAACAAAAGGCCACUGUGUCCCAUGCUGUGGAAAUGUCAGUGUCAGCUUAUUUGGACGAGGGAGAAAUUGGCUGUCUUCUGUUACUAAGAUUCUUCUGAGUCUUCUACUCCAGAAUCUUCUGCAGUAGAAUGAAUGAAUUUUCUUGCCUUCAGCUCUCAGAAUGAAAUGAUACUGUCUGAGGUGUGCCCGCGCUAGCUUGACACGUUCGAGCGGGUCAGUGGCAGACGAGUUCACACAUCAGUUAAUAUUCAAAUUCCAUCUGCUGUUGUGAAAGAAAGCAGAUUCCGGAUGAAAUGUGCAUAUGGGUGGGACCAGGUAUCCCAGGGUCCAUCAGGCUGUCCCCCACAGGAGCGGUUUGGCCCCCCUGCUGCGAAUCGACCAAUGAGAGGGAGGCAGGAUUUUUUUUUUCUUCAACGCUUCCUGGCAGUUACCCGUGACUUGCCUUAUGCCUUGCAGGUAGAGAUGUAGGCAGCAAGCUCCACUACACCCCUCCCCCCCCCCCCCACUCUCCUGAUAAAACCAAAGGAUGUCACAGCGCGGAGCCCCAGUUCCCCACCUGCCCCCCCCGGUGUUUAUCGUUAGUUUGCACUCUUUUUGUGUUUAAUUAGAACUUUUAUAUGAUUGUGUUCUUGGCUUUACCCGCUACUAAUAUUGUUCAGGAGGAACUCUGUGUUUUUCCGUUUGUAUACUUGUAGACCAGAAGGACGUAUUAGGCUUUUUCCUCCUCCCCAUGGGAUCAGGGUAAGACACAUGCAAACACUUAACUUUCUGCUGUGCUGCAGCUUUUAUCUAGGACAUUGUGGAGCUCCCCACCCCCUCCCCUGCACAUGUCCUCCAUUCUGAAUAAUACAGUACUGUAUGUCCAUCAAGAAUGAGAGAAACAAGAAUUAAAGAGAGGUAGCAUGUGCAUUGUCAAAGUGUCACAUAGGUUUUUCUAGACUUUCGGUAUCUUAUGUAGUAUGUCUGGUAGCUUUUAGGAACAAGUAUUACUGUAUUUAUGAGAUGAAGUUUUUUUUUAAAUGUUUUGCCAAACUUGAAUUUUGAGGAUGGGACAUUACUUAAGAAUUUCACUCUUUUCGGCCCCAUGUUCAGUAUGGGUGUAUUCUGGGAGCAAGUCAGACACAUGGGCACGUUCUGUGCAGACAGUAUUGUCACACCGUAAUCAGAAAGGGUUUUUAUUUUAAAAGAUGAAGCGGACAAUGACCUAAGG